AGACAAAUGUAUGACUUGUGGUUCUGUCCAUGGGUCUGUUGACUCCUCAUUGUUUAGUCAAAUUUUCCAUGUUUCCUGAAAUAGCGCUUUGGGUGCCUUUCUGAUCCUGAAUAAUUUAUUUCCGCUGUGACAUUUGCUCACACGGUCUCCGGGUAAAGACGGGCAGGAGCGUGGCUCCCCCAUCAGAGCUCCGUAAAGGUCAAGUGUUAUUGAUCUCACCAUUUCAAACACGCUCUAUAUUGUCAGAAUCAAACCUCCAAAGUUUGGAUCGGGUCGAACAUGACGGGGGUUAUGUUCAGACUCAUUAUCUGCUUCUUAGGCGUAUGUUGAGCAGUGAUACUGGUGAUCAGACUCUGGUGCGUAAAAGACGCGCUCCGGGGCGGGGAGUGCUUUGGAGACGCAUCAGUAAAAGAGCACAUCUGCACGACGUGCUGCACCUACAGGUUGCCGCGAUUGUUUCCUUCAUAUCUUCUGAUAUUUUCCCAAUCCACUGUAAGAUCCUGCCACUGGAACUGCUUAAAGAUCUUUUUUUAACACUUUGGACUUUUUCCACGAAACUGGGCUGCGUUAAACACAAUGAAAGUCAACGGUGGCGGACUUUUUCGUCUGCCACAGGUCCCUCACAGCUGCCGCUGCGUCGCAGAGAGAACGGCAGCAUAAUGGCAUGUAGGAGCGGCUGCUGCUGCGGCUCCUCCGGUCCCAUCAACGAGGACAACGCACGGUUCCUGCUGCUGGCGCUCUUCAUUGUCCUCUACCUGCUCUGCGGGGCCGCCGUUUUCUCGGCGCUAGAGCAGCCCAAGGAGCGGGAGGCGAAGGAGCGAUGGGCGCAGAGGUUCGAGCACUUCUCCCAGAAGUACAACCUGAGCAAGAAGGACCUGAGGAACUUCCUGAAGAAUUACGAGGAGGCGAACGUAGCGGGGAUCCGCGUUGACACGAUCAGACCCCGGUGGGACUUUACAGGAGCUUUUUACUUCGUGGGGACUGUGGUGUCAACAAUCGGGUUUGGGAUGACCACUCCUGCCACCAUUGGAGGAAAAAUAUUCCUGAUGUUUUACGGAUUACUGGGUUGUGCCGCCACCAUCCUCUUCUUCAACCUCUUUUUGGAGCGUGUCAUCACUGUUAUUGCCUUUGUCCUCAAGUCCUUUCAUGAACGACGACGCAAGAAGGUGGUGCUGCCGCAGAACGGACGCCGAGUGUCUGAGGGAGCCGAGGCCGGCUGCAUAGGAAAACGAGAGGAGCUUGCCGGCUGGAAACCCUCGGUUUAUUGCGUCAUGUUUAUCCUUGGAGCAGCAGCAAUCUUGGUGUCCUGUUGCGCCUCGCUGAUGUACUCUGCAGCUGAAGGCUGGGGCUACCUGGACUCACUCUACUUCUGCUUUGUGGCCUUCAGCACCAUUGGGUUUGGGGACAUGGUCAGCAGUCAGAGAAUCUCCUACGAGGGUCACGCUACAGCUGCGUACCGGGUUGGAAACUUCUUCUUUAUCCUCACCGGCGUGUGCUGCAUCUACUCCCUCUUCAACGUCAUCUCCAUUGUAAUUAAGCAGGUCCUCAACUGGCUGCUCAGGAGGUUGGAAGCCCCCUGCCGCUGCUGCUUUCCCAGGAGGGGUCCUCACCCACACCGGCAUCCUCGUCGUAACGUGGUUGCCCCAGGCCAUCUCCGUGCCCGCAGGGACCCUUCCAUUGAAACAGAUGCCAUCAACGAGAGUGAGACUGACCCAGGCCGCAGAAUGUCUGGGGAAAUGAUCUCCAUGAGAGACUUCUUAGCAGCCAACAAGGUGAACUUGGCCAUCAUGCAGAAGCAGCUCUCAGAGAUGGCCGUCGGACACCCACGGCAGUCAGGCUCCUGCUCGCAUCAGAACGGUUUCUCGGGAGGGGUGGGUGCCCUGGGCAUCAUGAACAACCGGCUGGCAGAGACCAGCAUGGACAGAUAGGGGGCAGAUUUUAAAAGAUGCAGAAGACAGAUGAGGAAGAGUUUGAGGCGAGUGUGGGCUAACUGAUACUGAGACUGACCCCCAACCCCAGCCGCUAUGAAUCCAUCUCAGUCUGCUUUCCUUUCAGGAAGAUGACUCUAUGACUGUUUGCUGAAAUCUUUCAUCCGGGACCAGAGUGCUGGAAUGUUCCCUGGUGAUGAACCCAGUUUCCAUGGUGAUAAAUAAAAGGCCUGCCUAGAGCCUCGUUUCCGAGCUUCUUCUCACCUAAAUGCAACUUCUUCUCAUCUGCAAUCCUCAACAGUAUUGUUGCUCUAUGACUCGAUCCAAGUCCGUAUCACAGCUGUGACUGUACAGUGUAGAAAUCAGAGAUAAAAGCUUAAAUAAAGCUAACGUCUCCUGGG
Messenger RNA from Girardinichthys multiradiatus, 2329 nucleotides. RefSeq names its product potassium channel, subfamily K, member 13b (gene kcnk13b). Gene Ontology annotation, cellular component: membrane. Gene Ontology annotation, molecular function: potassium ion leak channel activity. NCBI's taxonomy places the organism in Eukaryota, Metazoa, Chordata, Actinopteri, Cyprinodontiformes, Goodeidae. The record is from RefSeq and is a predicted model, not a curated record. The coding region runs from base 324 to 1928 and encodes 534 amino acids. Gene Ontology annotation, biological process: stabilization of membrane potential; potassium ion transmembrane transport. The transcript has 3 exons.